AUGGGGACGAAUGCAAAGAAAGUUACGAAGAAGAAGAGUUUGAAAAGGGUCAAUGCUAUUAAUAAUAAACCAUCUGAGUAUUUGAUGUUUUUCUUCUCUCGUAUGUUGCUUUUUGGUUGGUUUGUCACCCUUCCUGGUGGUUUUCAUGGUGGUGUUAAUAUUGGGUCUUUUGUGGUGGUGUUCGUGGUGGUUUUUGGUGGUGAUGCUCGUGGUGGCUGGUGUUGGUUUUUUAUGACAAUCUGUGAUGGCCUUGAUGACUUCUCAGCACUCCAACCGACAUGUGGGAGGCCAUUAGGAUGGAGUUUCAAUAAUCAGACAGGCGAUUUGUAUAUAGCCGAUGCUUAUUAUGGACUACAUGGAGGUAAAGCAACCCAAUUAGUUGGACCUGCACAAGUCAAUUCUACUGUGUUGGAUGUAGACCCAAACACUGGAAUCGUUUAUUUUACCAUAGCUAGCGCUAAAUUCCAGCUCAAGGAUUUCCGCACACUGGUAGACAGUGGAGAUCAUUCAGGAAGCCAGUUGAGAUAUGAUCCUAGCACCAACCAAACAACAGUGUUGCUAAGCAAUCUUGCAGUGCCAACUGGUGUGGCAAUAAGUAGAGAUGGCUCAUUCGCACUUGUUAGCGAAUUUCUAACCUUCAAAGUUUGGAAAGUGUGGCUGAAAGGACCAAGAGCAAAUUCAUCAGAAUUAUUCAUGCUACUUGCUGGAAGACCAAAUAACAUUAAGAGGAACUCAAGAGGCCAAUUUUGGAUUUCAGUGAAUAGUUUUUUAGCGGCUCCAAGACGUACGACUUUGCCUACAGGAGUCAGAGUGACUGAGAAUCGUUUAAUUUUACAGAUUGUAUCUCUUCCUGCUGAGCAUGGUACUCAACCAACUAGUGAGGUUCAAGAGUACAAUGGAACACUAUGGUGGUUCCCCCUAAAGUUUUUCACUCAUUUGCUACAUUUGUAUUGCUAUGAAGAAAAAAAAAUACAUGGGGACUAA
Molecule: messenger RNA, 984 nt
Organism: Medicago truncatula (barrel medic)
Lineage: Eukaryota; Viridiplantae; Streptophyta; Magnoliopsida; Fabales; Fabaceae
Product: protein STRICTOSIDINE SYNTHASE-LIKE 12
Cellular component (GO): endomembrane system
Molecular function (GO): hydrolase activity
Source: RefSeq, a predicted model, not a curated record